Messenger RNA from Fusarium oxysporum Fo47, 1179 nucleotides. RefSeq lists its product as uncharacterized. The transcript has 2 exons. Lineage: Eukaryota; Fungi; Ascomycota; Sordariomycetes; Hypocreales; Nectriaceae. Gene Ontology annotation, molecular function: ATP binding. The coding region runs from base 1 to 1179 and encodes 392 amino acids. The record is from RefSeq and is a predicted model, not a curated record.
AUGCCUCAGCUGAAACCGCUUCCGGACUGUGAAGGUCCCAAGCUCGAGUGUUUCAUUGACGACAUCACGACCUGCGACUUUAAACUUCUCGGACCUCUAGGCUCUGGGUGUCAUUCCCAAGUUUGGAAGGCUGAAAUUAACGGCAAAGUCUAUGCUAUCAAGAUGUUCUUUCAUCUCGGGGCACACGAGCCAAGCUUCCUCAUGGAUCCUAUUGACGACGAUUUCCCAGACCCAGACGAACCGGAGCCCCUCGUAGCAAGCAGCAAGAUUUCUCAACCGACGAUCGAUAGUCUCCGCCUCCAUGCGACCUCAUUCUAUAACGAAUGCCGUGUCUUUGGGCGUCUGAAGGAGCUGGGACGUGAGGACCUCGCUAUCAAGGCCUAUGGAUACCUGCAAUUUGAUCUCAGCGACGACAAGGUCCAGCGACAUUUCCUACCAUUUGGAAACGGCGCGAGAAGACAUCUGGCCUCUCUAGGGAACAAAGACCCCACCGAUGUAGAUGUGAUCCGCCGCACCAUGCAGCACGACGAUCUCCGCAUACCCAUGAUGGCCAUUGUCAAAGAGUGGGUGCACUCUUUCGAGGGCACAAAGUGGGUGCAACUUAUCGGGGGAGACUCGGCGUCACGGGAAUCGGUCAAGAGAGACAUUGGACACCUGCCUCGACUGCUGCGUAAUCUUCGAGAGCUGCACAAGUCAGGCAUCGUGAUUCGAGAUCUCAAGUGGCAGCAGUACCUAGACGGACAGCUUGUAGACUUCAGCUUCGCCUGGACUAUACCACAUAUCUUCGGUCCAGAGAGCGGCCUCCGACCCCGCUGGACCUUUGAGAGCAUGGCGGCAUGGGACCUUAAAUGUUUCCAAACCAUUCUCAAUGAGUUCGACGAUAGAGCAGAAACUUCAGUGCCGCGCCUACGGAAACAUAACCUCGUGGCAUGGCAAAGCGACGAUAUGUACGAACGCCUUCGGCCCAGGCCUCAGUUGUACGGGCCUGCCCUUCCCAUGCUCGUCUACGACGGCAACUUUCAACCCAUGGUGCACCACCCGCCUUUUGACCCCGCCAAGUUCAACUGGCGGGCUGUCCAGAAGUUAACAAAGAAGGGUGCCACCAGGCGCGUCACCAAGACAAAGGCACCUCAAAGAAGAGCGCUAAGAGAAGCGUCAAAGGAGAGAAGAACGAAAUGA